AUGCCUUCUGCUACCGCUCGAAGAUUGUACGAGGAUCAAAUACCCUCCUUCAUGUCAGUCUUCGACGUGGACUCGGAAAUCCUAGUCCAGCCGAGUCUGCUGAACGUCGUCGAUCCCAAGUUGGUGAUGGAGAUGGACGAUACUAAAUUAUCUAGAGACGAGCAGCCGGAUUUGCGGCCCAGCCUGUCAUCUGAUUCUGGCCACAAGCACAACGACAGCACAUCAACCCAGGCAACUGAGUCGGAAGAUUCAUCUCCCACCACCACAAUGUCUUGCACUGAUUCUUCAGAUCUCUCUGAUCCCUCCCCGUCUUCGUCACCGGAUUCUCCAGUGCACCUAGCCCCACUCUCAACUUUUGCGCCCAUGUCCUUUGCGCCGCCAUCAUUUGCGCCCCCGUCCUUUGCGCCCCCGUCCUUUGCGCCGCCCUCCUUUGCGCCGCCAUCUUUUGCGCUGCCCUCCUUUUCCGGCCUGAACGGCAUAGCCAGCCUUAAUCUAUCUACUCCCAGCUUAGAACGGCCCAUGACAUCACCCGCGCCCAGGAAACCUAAGAAUAUGAAGGGCCUCUCUAUCCAGCCGCCUUCGGGCUCGCUGACCACGUCCAUGGUGUCGGAGCCCACUUCUCCUUCGUUCAUCAAGCCUGCGAUACCUGCAAUGAAGCGAAAACCAAGUCAACUUAGUCUCAAGACGAAUACCUCUGACUUGGCGACUCGUGCUACAACCCUUGAAAUCCCUAGUUCGCCUUCGAUCCCCCCGAUUCUACAGCGCCGAGCUCUGAAGCACUCCACCUCAUCUCCUCAUAUGCUUUCUGGCCUGAAGUCGGCUACUUUUGGCCCCGCUGGCGGCAUGACAAUACCGACAGUGUUAGAGCGGAAUGAGACAGGGCUCUCUUCGUUCCUGCGGCCGCCGCGGCAGGCAUGGCCUGCGGGUACGACAACAAUGGAUACCACGACGAUCGCCGAGGAAGAAUCCCCAAUAAAACCGCAGAUUGCAAACCGAUCAACCUUUGAGGUGGAGCCCUUCCAUGAGAUGGAGAACAACGAGGAUCAGAAGACGCCAGGGUAUCCUGACGGCCCGAUCUGCAUCUACGACGACAACGUAUAUCUUUAUCUCGAGCCAACAGCAGAUGAGGCUGCCCGCUUUGACGUGGUGAUUAACGUUGCUCGUGAAGUUUCGAAUCCAUUCAAAUCUUUUGGAGAUAGUCAACAACUACCGGCUCCGGAAACGCGGGACAAACCCAUGGAAGACUCGCCUAUUCCAGACACGGCUCUUACAGCAACCAGCUUUUCCACUGCUUUUGAGUUCUUGCCAGAGGAGCCCGUGGCUGAUACACCAACAACCCCGCGGGCACAACCCUUUAGAGAACCAGAGUACAUACAUAUGCCUUGGGAUCACAAUACGGACAUAGGCCAGGAUCUCUAUGGGCUAUGCGAAACCAUUGACAAGAGAACAAAGGAAGGGAAGAAGGUGUUGAUCCACUGCCAGCAGGGCGCAAGCCGAUCGGCCAGUUUGAUCAUUGCGUACGGCAUCUACCAGAAUCCCGAGCUGAGCGUAAACGAUGCGUACUACUCGGCACAAGCAAAGAGUAGAUGGAUCAGCCCCAACAUGAGGCUCAUGUACUGCCUUCAGGAUUUCCAAAAGGAUAUCUCCAAAAAGAAGCUUUCCAGCGCGGGAUUCAAACCGCGUUCCGGGAGGAGCCCAACGAAGCAUAGACUAACUCUAUCGGCUGACAACAUCGAAGGCCCCCCCAAAGAGCCUUUGACUGCCCCGUUGCCGACUGAAGACCCGGCAGAUCAUAGCUCCACGCCAGAGAGGAGCCCGUUGAGGGCUCGGGGAAACUCAACUCCGAAUAGAGGAGAGCCAAUCUCGCCCGGCCCCUCAUCAGCACCAUCGAGCUUUUCCUGGACCGAGAAAGAAGACGAGUCGGAUCGAGGCAGAUUCGGCCGGUUCGAUCUUGACUCGAUGCUCAGACCCUCGCAGCCUGAUUCGGGCUUCGCCUCUGCCUGUUCUAUCUCGAAGCCCCCGCCAUCCCCUGGUUUCGCUCCGCUUUCGAUCUCGAGGCCACCGCCGUCUCCUGGUUUCGCUCCGCUUUCGAUCUCGAGGCCGCCGAUGUCUUCCGGAUUCGUUCCUCUUUCGAUCUCACGGCCGCCGCCAUCUCCGGGGUUUGCACCCCUUUCGCUAUCAAAGCCGCCAAUGUCGCCUGGAUUUCGACGUAUGCCAUCGUUUUCGAAGCCACCUCCCUCUCCGGGAUUUGGCACCCACCGGUUCGGCGCGUCGUCUGGAGGUGGCUUUUUGCCCCUGAGUCUCAACACUUCAUCCAAGCAGGCCGAGAGGAAAGAGGUCGUUGCCGAUCGGCAUGUCGCAGUCCUGCGCAGUUUUUCUGAUGAUACUGCUCUCAUGUCGCCGCGGGUGGAAACGAUGACGGCUAACCCCCUUCACGAACCAUUCACCGGAUUCGCCGGAAUGCAGUUUGUCGAGGUUCCUCCGACGCCGAGCGAUGGGCUCUUUUCACCGCGAGAGACCAUGUUCCCUCGAGACCCAUUCUUCCCAUUUACGCGGCCCUUGCAAACCGAAGACCCGCGCAGCCCUCCUACCAAGGGCGAAACUCCGAUUGUUCGGUCUAUUGAUGAGAUGAUAUAA
Messenger RNA from Lasiosphaeria miniovina, 2637 nucleotides. RefSeq lists its product as uncharacterized. Gene Ontology annotation, cellular component: cytosol; nucleus; cytoplasm. The transcript has a single exon. NCBI's taxonomy places the organism in Eukaryota, Fungi, Ascomycota, Sordariomycetes, Sordariales, Lasiosphaeriaceae. The record is from RefSeq and is a predicted model, not a curated record. Gene Ontology annotation, molecular function: protein tyrosine/threonine phosphatase activity; MAP kinase tyrosine/serine/threonine phosphatase activity; MAP kinase tyrosine phosphatase activity. Gene Ontology annotation, biological process: negative regulation of MAPK cascade; protein dephosphorylation. Bases 1 to 2637 code for a protein of 878 amino acids.